Synchiropus splendidus (mandarinfish) is the source of this 2116-nucleotide messenger RNA. RefSeq names its product cellular communication network factor 2a (gene ccn2a). Bases 156 to 1193 code for a protein of 345 amino acids. The record is from RefSeq and is a predicted model, not a curated record. Gene Ontology annotation, cellular component: extracellular matrix; extracellular region. Gene Ontology annotation, biological process: cell adhesion; signal transduction. The transcript is spliced from 5 exons. Gene Ontology annotation, molecular function: integrin binding; heparin binding. Lineage: Eukaryota; Metazoa; Chordata; Actinopteri; Syngnathiformes; Callionymidae.
GCUAUACUCUAGCUUUAACCAAGAAAGAAGGACUGUGAGCGGAGAAAAGGCUUCCGACAAGAGAUCAACUCGAUCGCUGACUGAAUCUCAAGCUCAAACCCGGAGACUUAACCAAGACUUUACGACGAGAAUUAAGGAAGAAACUUUAUUUGAAGAUGACUGGAAUGAAGAAAAUGAUUUGGGUUCCUCUGCUUUGCAUCGUGCUCUCACACCUGGCUGCGGGUCAGGAAUGCAGCGGCCAGUGCUCCUGCCCCUCCACUCCUCCUCAGUGCCAGCCAGGAGUGAGCCUGGUGCUGGACGGCUGCGGAUGCUGCAGGGUGUGUGCCAAGCAGAUGGGGGAGCUGUGCACUGAGAGAGACGCCUGCGACCCACACAAGGGUCUCUACUGUGACUUUGGAUCCCCUGUAAACCGGCGCAUCGGCGUAUGCACAGCUAGAGAAGGCGCCACCUGUGUGUUUGGGGGGACGGUCUACAAGAGUGGGGAGAGUUUCCAGAGCAGCUGCAAGUACCAGUGUACCUGCCUGGAUGGGGCCGUAGGCUGCGUUCCUCUCUGCUCCAUGGACGUGCGGCUGCCCAGCCCAGACUGCCCCAUGCCGCGACGGGUCAAGGUCCCUGGGAAGUGCUGUGAGGAGUGGGUGUGCGACAGCCCCUACACCAACAGCUUCAUGGGCCCGAUCUUGCCUGCAUACAGACAAGAGGAAACCUAUGGUCCUGAUCUGUCCCUCAUGAGAGAGAACUGCCUGGUUCAGACCACAGAGUGGAGUGCCUGCUCAAAGACUUGCGGUCUGGGAAUAUCAACAAGGGUCACCAAUGAUAACCACGAGUGCCGCCUUGAAAAGCAGACCAGACUGUGUAUGGUGCGACCUUGCGAGUCCCAGCUGGAGCAGAGCAUUAGGAAAGGAAAGAAGUGCAUACGUACUCCGAGGCUGUCCAAGCCUAUGAAGUUUGAGAUCUCCGGCUGCACCACCACCAAGUCCUACAGGCCCAAGUUCUGCGGCGUCUGCCUGGACGGCCGCUGCUGCACCCCGCACAGAACCACCACCCUGCCCAUGGAGUUCAAGUGCCCCGACGGCCAGGUCAUGAAGAAGUACAUGAUGUUCAUCAAAUCCUGCGCCUGCCAUCAUAACUGCCCGGGCGAGAACGACAUCUUCGAGUCCAUGUACUACAAGAAGAUGAUGGGAGACAUGGCGUAAGAUGUUCCGAGACCGAAUGACUUGAACAGAACUCCAUCUCAUUUUGCAGCUCAGUGUACAUGUCCAUGUCACUUUCUCAUUGUAAGACUAGUCGAGUUGUGUCGAUAUGUUUGGUACUGGCUGGUGUGCAUCGGCCACUUAGAGCUCAGACAGAGGGUUGCUUAGCAACUCCAAGAUUCCUGCACUAUUACUUUUUUUUUUUUUUUGACAAACCUACUGCCAGGAUCCAUUCAUUACGCCUUUGACAAAUCUGUCCUGUUACUGUGUCAUGUUGUAUCUGAACUUUGACCUACUCUCUCAGCGAGUAUGAAAUAACCCUCCACCCUUUCAGUCCAGACCAGGCCGACACCUUUUGAGCAGCUGUAGCAGGAGCACUAGUCCACAGCAGGCCAGUGUUCCCCUGUCCAAACAGGUCUGAAUGUGUCCUUGUAUGUGUGUGUUUGUGUAUAUGUGUGUGUACGUGUUAGCUCAGGUCUGAAUGUCUGCCUUGUCCACGCUGCUCACAGAGUAGAGGAAAGGUCAGAGUUUCCGCCCAACACGAGGAUGAGAACCAAGCAGCACACUGAGUUUGGGGUUAGAUAUGAAACAAGGUGGACUUUGCCACGGCACUGAGACAAAUCAGACUUACUCCAGUCUGAGAGAUGAAACAAGGUGUCUACAGAAACAAGGGAGUCUAUUUCCUAUGAAAUAGAGAAAAAAAAAGACUGGAAGAAUUGUCCUUUCAUUCCUUUUAAAGUUGUUGAUGUGUAAAUGUGGUGUAUAUACUUGUACAGUUUAAGUUAAUUUAAAGACGAAUGUGUUUUAUGCUUGGAAAUGUACCGACAGUUUAUUUACAGUGUUUUGUACUAUUUUAUUGAGAAGUGUGACAAAAAUGUUACAUGUUUCACUUUGUAGAAGGAAAUAAAGUUAUAUUUUUAUACAUA